Molecule: messenger RNA, 380 nt
Organism: Olea europaea var. sylvestris
Lineage: Eukaryota; Viridiplantae; Streptophyta; Magnoliopsida; Lamiales; Oleaceae
Product: pectinesterase inhibitor 9-like
Exons: 1
Coding region: 38-325 (95 amino acids)
Molecular function (GO): enzyme inhibitor activity
Source: RefSeq, a predicted model, not a curated record
CACACCGGUUCUUAUUAUUGUUGAACAAAUAUACAACAUGGAUCAGCUCACAAAUUGCAUCAAAGAAGUAGAGAAGAUAAAAGAAAAUGGCGGAAGUGAGUUUCCUUGGCAUGCAAGCAAUGUUGAGACAUGGAUGAGCACUGUCCAAUCUGAUGCAAGUAUUUGUAUCGAUGGGUUCUCAGGCCGGGCUAUUGGGGGAAAGACGAAAGCCAUGAUCAAGGCCAAGGUGCUUAAUCUUGAACAGGUUACAAGCAUUUCUCUGGCCUUAUUCAACAGAUAUGCUGCAAGAUACAGAGCCUCUCAUGCAGCAAAGCCAAAAGUUUAGGUCUUUGGAGUAUUUCAAAUAUUUUCUUCUAUUUUUAUAAAUUUAUUCUUCUGUU